Messenger RNA from Penicillium bovifimosum, 345 nucleotides. RefSeq lists its product as uncharacterized. The record is from RefSeq and is a predicted model, not a curated record. The transcript is spliced from 3 exons. Lineage: Eukaryota; Fungi; Ascomycota; Eurotiomycetes; Eurotiales; Aspergillaceae. Bases 1 to 345 code for a protein of 114 amino acids.
AUGUCAUACCCUUCUAGUUCGGGAAACGGUGCUGGCAGCCGGCCUAGCUGGCAGGAUCAGCUUCAGGAUCAUUGCACACGCACCAAGCAGUCUCCUCCUGUCUUCAACAUUGUCUCCGAUCGGCGAGGAGGUCGUACCGCCUGGUCCAGCACCGUCACCGUCCAAGGCCAGAACAUCGCCGCUCGGUACUGGUAUGACGGUCAGUUUAUCAACAAUGCCAAAGAGGACGCUGCCGAGGUCGCCCUCAAGACCCUGAACCAACAGCCCCGGGCUGCCACCGUGUAUCCGGGCCAGCUGUUCCCACAGGCGUCGACCGGGUAUGGUCGCGGAGCCGGUGGGUUCUGA